Molecule: messenger RNA, 1805 nt
Organism: Salarias fasciatus (jewelled blenny)
Lineage: Eukaryota; Metazoa; Chordata; Actinopteri; Blenniiformes; Blenniidae
Product: zinc finger protein 691-like
Exons: 4
Coding region: 150-1529 (459 amino acids)
Biological process (GO): regulation of DNA-templated transcription
Molecular function (GO): RNA polymerase II cis-regulatory region sequence-specific DNA binding; DNA-binding transcription factor activity, RNA polymerase II-specific
Source: RefSeq, a predicted model, not a curated record
UUUGUGUCCCGCGCGACGAGCAACGUUAGCCCCGAAUUAGCUUCAUUAGCUGCGUCUCCGGCUAAUGUUUCCCUUUUCCCCUGCACGCACACCCUCGUCCCUUCCUUUUAAUCCUCCCGCCUCCAGGCAGAGAAGAACUGUGUUGAGCGAUGGCGACCCGCCUCCCCUUUCACGCACAGCUCUCCUCCAUCAUGGAGACGAUGGCGCGGUCCACUCUGCUCCAGGUCUGCAAACUGGUGGACGAGGACUCGACCGAGCUGCAGCUGGAGCUGUCCCGGCUGCUGCUGGCCAACUCGGCGCUGAAGGAAAAAGUGAGCAGCCUGGAGUGCGAGCUGAUGAUCGUGACGAGCGACGCCCCCAAGAUGUGCAAAAGUUAUCGCAGCGUCGGUGUGCAGACUGCCCGCUGCAGAGACGGAGACGCCCACGUGUCCGAACCUCCAACCAUAGAGGGGAUCUUUGGGAAUGAUUGGUGCGUGAAUCUGUGGAAAGACAGAGACCCGUACAGCGUGGAGAGACGCACUGACUCCCCCCUGCGCCCUCCUAAUAAAUCCGCAGCAGCAACACUGUCAGCCCAUUUCACUGUGACUGAGUUUAAAGAAGAAGAUUUCAUGGAGGAUUUUGCCAGUGGCUGCCAGCAGGAAACACCUCAGCAACAUGUACAACAUGAAGACAUCAUGGCUGAGGAACAGGAGCCGCUGUCAGUUGGCUACUUGAUCGAUGGCAGCACCUGCAGCCUGUCAUUUGAUCAGGAUGGGGAACAGCUGGUGUCUGCAGGUGGUCUUGAGGAAACGUCUGUGCAGUUGGUAUCCAUCAGUGACACAGAGGAGGCCUUCAGCGCUCAUAUCAUUCCAAUCGAUGACGAUGACGAGGAGGAGGAUGAUGAUGAUGUACAGUUUGUUCAGGAAAGUCAGCAGGAGACGACAAUAAACCCUGCUGGAGAGCCCAACCAUGACGACCAGCAAAUAUCACAGACUGACAACACUGAAAACUGUUCUGCUUUGGACAAAGGCUCACAAAGAGACUUUCACAUAGAAGAUGAUCAAUCUUCAGCGAAGACAAACACGCACAAAUUCACAUGUCAGAUAUGUCGCAGGUCGUUCUUUCACAAGGGCACUCUGACACGCCACAUGAAGUCGCACAGGUCAAACUUUUGCAGUAUUUGCAAGCAGUACUUUCCUCACCGGGGCAAGCUGAACUCGCACAGCUGCGUCCCUCCGGUCCCGUCCCAGAGGAUCAGCAAGUCGUGCGAACUGUGCGGGAAGAUCUUCGCCAACCCGUCGGCCCUGAGGAUCCACUACGUCGUCCACACGGGAGAAAAACCCUACACCUGCAGCCUGUGCGGCAAAGGCUUCACCCAGAAGGGCAACCUGAAGUGCCACCUUCGCAUCCACACCGGCGAAAGACCGUUCCACUGUGGGAAGUGUGGGAAGACCUUCACGCAGAAGGUCAACCUGAACCAUCACCUAAUGGCGCACAGAAAUCGAGAGUUUGUGGGAGAUGGACUUCCAGCGAUGGACGGUCGUGCAUGAUCAGCGCCUUGAUUUUUCAGAAUGUGUCUUGUACUUCUUGUCACUUUGUAAAGAGACGCCAUCUGUGGUUUACACAUCCUGUGUGGGACAAAACAUUUUUCUUGUGUUUUCAUUUUUAACAGUCGAUGGUUUGUCUUUACAAUAAAACACACGAAUGUCAAUUUUCAGAUUUUAACUUUAUUUGAUAAAACCUAAGGUAUGAAACCUUUUACAUUGUUUUUAUUUAAACAGGACAACAAUCUAAACAACCUGACAGGGGUUCGUGAAAGGCAUGCA